ACGACUCUGUCCUCCGCACAGUCAUGUAACCCCGGUCCCACUCCUCUGCGCGCAGAGACACCGCUGAUCUCUCAAGGCGCCACCCGUUUGUCCCCAGACGCCUUUGAAAUGUCUUGGGCCUGAUGAGAGACAAACAAUUCAUACUGUAAAUAUCUGGGACGGAGAGGAAAAAUAGGAAACAAAUGUUAAGUUUCAACUCACACGCAGGAGUGUAAUGAGUUAAGACUUUGUUUAUUUUAAAAGGGGGGAAAAACAUGUACUGGAAUUACAUUAAGCACUUUUUGCGUAGAUUUUAAAGUAAAAAAGGGGGCACUUUCACUGUUGCUCGAGUUCCUGUCGGGCCGAGCCCGGGGUGGUAAGUAGGGCUGUGACUGGAUUUCUCCCGGGCCAGCGCACUCCAAAUUCCUUCCCCGUUGUUAAGGGAGACGGGUUCUGGAGUCAUGGAGAAGCAAGCGCUGCUGGUCGCCGCUUUCCUGCUGCACAUUCUCGCUGUUGCAGGUGAGAUUUUUUUUUUACUGUUUUAACCAAACCAUACCUGUUUCCGCGUAAAGAAACGGCGUGUUUUCCGCGAGAGCGUUACAAGCGUUUUUAAAAACUCCCGUACAGAGGAUACUGUUGGAUUUUAAGGAGUCUAAAACAUUUUUGAGGGGUUUAUUUUAAAGCCUUUGUAUUUAGGCUUCUUAAUUAAUCAGCUGAUAUUUUGGUAUAUGUUUACUGUUUGUGCCGAAGAAAGCUACGCUGAAGGUUAUUCGAGUUUGCGGGCAGGUACAAUGCUACACGCACAGCACAUCGACAUGGCAGGGUCGUACUUUGUAAAAGUCAGCAAAAAGAAGAUGGAGGAGACCGUGAGCAGCAGAGAGCAUUCCCCUCCCUGUCGUCAUUUUAAUUAGUUUUGAUCAAUCAAAUCAGGAUUCGGUAAACUACAAAACCUGCCGCACUUCCAAGCGCCUUGGGGAGCCGGAUUCAGGGCAGGGCAGUCUGGUGUGGGUUGGCGCUGGCGCUGGACUGGAGACUGCGUGAAGCUGUCGUGCUCUCCUGUGGACGUGGGCUAUUCGCGAGCGCUCCCCUGGCCACGGUAAUUGGUGUUUAUGAGUGUGCCUGGUGAUGGGCUGCCGUUCUGACUUGCAGACAGUCCUGCCCUGUAUUCUGUGCUCCAGGCUGCAUCAGUCCUUAACCGGGAACAGGCUGCUAUGGGAUGAUGGAGAGAACUCACAUCGCAUAACACUCCAGUUCCAAUGAGGCCCCGUUACAGAACAGGUCAAGGUUUAGUCCUUUACUGAAAGGAAAAGAAAGGCGUUCCGCUGCCCGAGCCUUCUUCAGGUGUCAACACACACCUGCAGAAGGCUCCACAGCUGAAAGGGGGUGUUCCUUUUCCUUUCAGCACGGACUGAACCUCUACCUGUUCCACUGCAGCCUGCGCAUGCUGAGGCAGGCCCCUGCCCGGAAUUGACAGAUCUCUUUGUGUAGCUCACGGUUGUGUAGCUGUUCCUUUAGGGGCUGGCGUGGUCUUUGAAAUAGACGGUCCUGUAACGGGAGCCGGUCCUGACUCCCGUGUAGUGUAGUGCAUCUUUAGGACCCUAUGCAGACGGUAAAAUUCGGAAGAGACCGGAGAAGGGUAACAGGGAAACAUGACGGGAUCAGGAUGGGUUGACUGACGGGGGGGGCGUGACGGCUGUGCUCCGGUGCUCGGUGAGGCCUGGCGCGGGGCAAACAAGUCCAAAACAAUCCGGAAGGGGAAACCAGGCAGCAGUCCAAAAGUCCACUGCCGGGUGAUCCAUCCAAACAGACAUAGGAACGGGGAACGAGGACGAGGAAUCAGGAACAGCAAAGUAAAAUCACAUCGGAGCCGGGUGCUCUGAGCCCCGGACCCAGACGGUCAGGAGGCCGGGGAAUAAGACCCACCCUUGGGCUACGCACGAGCCCGGGGAACAGGCAAGCCUUGUAGCGUCCAUCUUCCAACGCAGAGUCGAGAGCUACGGAAAACGCCACACUUAAAUAACAACCAGCAAACAGGGGGCAGGCGCACGCAAUAUCGGAACUUAAAUAGGAAAGGGUAGGAGCGCCCUCUAGAGGAGGGAUGACGAUCGUGACAGAUCUGGCACUUCAUUCUCAUAGCCACCCAGAGCAAUCUGCAGAGAGGCUCCCGCCAGAGGGUAACUCUUCCUCGUGUUCACUCUCGCUGGCAGAGGCUGUGGGGUUUAGCAUCAGGAAUGCGCAGCUGGGGAGGUGUGUGCAGAUGUGGGCGGCCAAGGGCAGGGGCAGGGUGUCUCUGGAGGACUGCGCGCCCGGGUCAGAGCUCCAGCUGUGGCGCUGGCACCCGGACACCCAGAUGCUGACCAGCCUACGGACUGGGGAGUGCCUGAGCGCCCCGCGGCUCCGGGAGCACGAGCCAGUGCGCCUGCAGCCCUGCCGGGCGGCAGACGGGGAGGGACAGGCCUGGGGCUGCUCCAGAAAGGGCCACCUGACCCUGCAGGGCAAGGCGCUGCACCUCAGCGCUCGGCUGGGCUCCGCCAAGGUCUUCCUCUCCAGAGACCGCGGCCCCAACAGCAAGUGGAGGACUCUGGGCAACCAGAGCAUCUGCGCCGGGGCUACCCAGGCCCCCUCCCAGCGUCGCCAUGACAGCACGGCGGCCAUGACAACCACCGCUCAGCGCCUGGAAGCACCACCCGCCUACAGCACGCCCCUGUCUGGCAGCACAGUCUCCUCAGAGAAGGUUGACUUGGGUGCCCCAGUGGGAGAUGACUUUGCACUGUCAGCCCCCACUGCUGCAGCCUGGAAGAAUGAGCUCACGCCUCUGCCUGACACCAGCGUUCCCCCGGCGGAGCCCUCUGUAGCCUUCAUUAGUGUGGACUACGGGGUGAGCUGGAAGAUCGCCAUGCUGGUCCUGUGCUCCCUGGCUCUGCUUCUGGGCUUGACCAUCCUCAUCCUCAAUGUCCACUACAACAGGAAGAAGAAGAUCGUGUGUGUGUUGAAGUCCUACAGCCGGGGGGACACGAGCGGCCAGGCGGGCCGUGGGGUGCCGGACGAAAGGGCGCCCCUCACCCAGCGCCCACCCCAGCCCUCCCGCUCCCCCUCCCUGCGGCGCGGGGAGAUCCUCAUCGAGUGGAAGGACGGGACGGUCACCCCUCUCUUCGACAACGGCAGCUACCUGAUAGACUGACGGGGGCGCGUCGGCGCGGGAGUGCCCGUGUCAGGGCGCCCGCGUGUGCAUGCACACGCGUGUGUGCGCUCAUGUGAACAUUGCCGGAUCUGCAUGUAUGGAUUGUGCCUGGAGGGCGACGAGGAUUCUGAAUUAUUCAUCAACGGUUCAUUAUAUAGAAAUCAAUCUUUUAUAAUUUAGUGUGUUCCAGGAUAACCUCUCCCCCUUUUUUUUCCUCCCAUAUUUCAAAAUUCAGAAUCUUAGUGUUUGUAUUUCCGCUAUGAGGAAAUGCAGUUUGAGGAGCGUCUCCAAUAUUUUGCUCAGACUCUUACUAGCCAACCGUUAGCUUAUUCGAACCAAGGGGACAAUAUUUCCGUCCCUUGAACUCUGACCGUGACUUCGGGAACCCAUCUCGGGCCAAGGAGGGGGUUGUGGGCCAGCAGUGGGCUCAGUCAGGGCAGAGCGAUGGGCGCUCAGUCGCUCAGAUUUAAAUCAGUCGGUCAUGUACCCCAGUGUGCGUGGGUGUGAGAAAGCUGUGUCACAUUGCGUUUGUGUGUUGUAGAUCCAGCAUGUUCUUGGUCUGUUGCUGAGGGUAAAUGGGGAAAAGAGAGCUGGACAGGAGUACCUUUUAACAGAGCUGCGAGGUGUACAGGUUUUACCCAGUACAGAAGGAAACUCUUUAUUAAUAAAACAUCCCCUUUUAGAAAUUGUUGUCAAGAUCGCACAUCAUUUGUGAACAACUAAUUUU
Messenger RNA from Lepisosteus oculatus (spotted gar), 3887 nucleotides. RefSeq lists its product as uncharacterized. NCBI's taxonomy places the organism in Eukaryota, Metazoa, Chordata, Actinopteri, Semionotiformes, Lepisosteidae. The record is from RefSeq and is a predicted model, not a curated record.